GAUAAUUGCUAAGUGCAUCGCUAGCACAGUUGGUCCGCGCCGCCGAAAGGUCUGGUCGCAGAGACAGGAACGCGUAAUCCUCAGCGUGCUCCAGCCCACAGCUUCGCUCCACUGCUCGGCAGGGCAGCUGGCCUCUGGGCGCCGGCCCCUCUGCUUCGCGGAAAAGCCUGAUGAAGUCCUCCGAUAUCGAUCAGGAUUUAUUUACAGACAGUUACUGCAAGGUGUGCAGCGCACAGCUGAUCUCCGAAUCGCAGCGUGUGGCCCACUACGAGAGUCGAAAACAUGCAAGCAAAGUCCGGCUGUAUUACAUGCUUCACCCCAGGGAUGGAGGGUGUCCUGCUAAGAGGCUCCGGUCAGAAAAUGGGAGUGAUGCUGACAUGGUGGAUAAGAACAAGUGCUGCACUCUCUGCAACAUGUCAUUCACUUCGGCCGUGGUGGCCGAUUCCCAUUAUCAAGGCAAAAUCCACGCCAAGAGGUUAAAACUCUUGCUAGGAGAGAAGACCCCAUUGAAGACCACAGCGACACCCCUGAGCCCACUUAAGCCGCCACGGAUGGACACUGCUCCGGUGGUCGCAUCUCCCUAUCAAAGAAGAGAUUCAGACAGAUACUGUGGGCUCUGUGCAGCCUGGUUUAAUAACCCUCUGAUGGCCCAGCAACAUUAUGAUGGCAAGAAACACAAAAAGAAUGCGGCAAGAGUUGCUUUAUUAGAACAACUGGGGACAACCCUGGAUAUGGGGGAACUGAGAGGUCUGAGGCGCAAUUACAGAUGUACCAUCUGCAGUGUCUCCCUAAACUCAAUAGAACAGUAUCAUGCCCAUCUGAAAGGAUCUAAACACCAGACCAACCUGAAGAAUAAGUAGUGACAGCAUCAAUCAAGAGAUAAGAACAAAAUAUCGGCAUUUCUCUGCUGUGGAGAAUUGCUUAUCAACCACCAGAGGAGGCUUCUUUCUUGAACAAUGAACAUUUCUUACAAGGAUUCACAGAUUAACAUACGACUGGUCUUGAUUUUUGGAAAUGAAUGAGGUUUCUUUUUUUCUUUUUCCGUUUUUUAAAUUUUGGGGUAAGUUAUGAUAUUUGGAUGGAUUUUUAAAUUCUUUCCUGAUAACAUAUUUAGCACAUGUUCUAAAUGAUAAUCCUAUAGCAAACAGUUGGAGCAUUAUUCAAACUGAAAGACAGUGAAAAAAUUUAAAUUUUCAAUUUAUUCUAGAUUUCCUCAGAGCAUAAUUACUCUGUUACAUCCUCAAUGUUUGUGAUGUCAACCACCUCUAUCCGGAAAUACACAUUCUUUUUUCAUCAUGUUGGACACAGUUAAGGGUAACAUGCACAGAAUCGGAACAGAUCACUAUUAGUUGAAAGUAUGAAAUGGACAAAUAUCAGUCCUCUUUCUGCAGCACAGGAGCCAGGUUUGCCAUCUGAACAAUGAAGAUGAAGACAGUAAAUAAAGGAAGAAGUCUCAUCCUAUUUUUCUGAUCAUUCAAAGAACAGUUUCUCAAGGUUAAGCCAAGUCCUCUUUGCAAGCUGCCAAAUAAUAGCUUAGGGAAAGAAAUAGUCCACCUGCAUGAUGAUCCUCUUAGGCAAAAAUGUCUUCACAGCCCUUGACCUUGGUGAAUUUUAUUCCCCAAAAGCAUCCAAAAGAAGAAUUAUAAACCCCAGAAUGAGGCGGAAAUAAACGACUAUUUUUUUUUAUGAUGUUUGGCCUGAACUGUGGGCUUUAAUUGGGGAUACUGGUGAUUUGAAAAGAAGUGAGAAAAUUCUGAAGAAGUGGCAGCCUUGGACUAGGUGGGGUCCCCUAUUUCUUCUAUUUCUCACUGAAGUCCUAUUGCUGAGCCAAGACUCAUUCACUUUGGAAAUAGCACGACAAAUAAGGAAAACUGUUGCUUUCUGAUGGGGAGUGCAGAUCAUGAGGCUCUUUCUCCAGGUUUAGUUCUUUUCCAUGGUGACUGGACUUGGUGUCCUGCAGCCUGGUUACAAAGUGGGACAUUGAGCUUCUACGGACAAUACCCUGCACACACCAGCUGGGAUCUGGCUGGGGCUGCCCUGUGUACCUAGUGACCUUAGGCAACCCAUCUCCCCGUGUCAGGAAUUUCUGGACACCCACUGUUUUCCACCAAGCGCUGAGGUGGCAACAACUCAGUGAGCAAUAAACAAAAUGACACAGAAAUGCACAGCGUUGUUAUGAAGGAGACUGUUGCCCUGUGUUCGAAAUCUGGCACCAUUCCCUUGAGCAGGGUCCGCUCAGGAGGGACCAGAUCUGCCAGUUUCUUGUGCCUGCAGAGAGAGGCAGCCCCACCAGCCACAUCGUGCUCUAUGAGAAGAAAGGGGGUUGGAUGGGAAGAAAUCUAUUUUGCUGUUUUGGAAAGCACACAGUGACCUACAAACCUCCCGUGAUGGCGUUUCUUCGGAUGUGUAAAAUAAGGCUUUACUUGUCAAUUCUGCUGUAAAAUAAGCAUUGUCCAAGUAAAAACAGCAACAACAACAAAA
Molecule: messenger RNA, 2481 nt
Organism: Cebus imitator (Panamanian white-faced capuchin)
Lineage: Eukaryota; Metazoa; Chordata; Mammalia; Primates; Cebidae
Gene: ZMAT4
Product: zinc finger matrin-type 4
Exons: 7
Coding region: 171-860 (229 amino acids)
Molecular function (GO): nucleic acid binding; zinc ion binding
Source: RefSeq, a predicted model, not a curated record